AUACCGCCUAACCUUUAAGCGAGAAAAAGAGCGUGAUGAGGAUGAGGCGCGAAUAACUUCGUCCGAGAUGCUCGAGCGGCAGUCAUGCUCGUCGAUUAAAAGCGAAUGCACCAGGUCAACUGUUAUCGAAGAUCGACCCCUUUGCCGUCGCGUUCCGCGUAGCAGUCCGUGCCGCUCGGCCCAAGAUCAAGUAGUGCUCGGCCAAAGUCAACGAAAUUGUAGCAUCCACAAAAAUGUUGUCUGCCCGAAAUCGCUCUCGCCUCUAUCAAACAGUGCUCGAACGCGAGAGAUUAACAAAAUUGUAGCAUUCACAAAAUGUCGUUCGCUUAAAAUCAUUCCCGUCUGUGAAAUAAAUACUGUGACAGUUGAAUUGUUGCGGUUUUGUGAAUGAACGAUACGUUUAAUGAGCCGGCGUCGAGUACGAGUACCGUUUAAAUCUAAUGACAGCAUUAUUUCCGUUUUACGAAUGAACGAUACAUUCAGUGAGCCAACGUCGAGGGGGAUUCUGUUCAUCAAUUCUUCGCUGAGAGCGAGUUAUGACUGCGCGCGAGUGAUAUAACUUGAGGUUCUUAACCCUCAGCGGUACAGUCGUCGCAUGGGGUCUUUAAGAGAAUAUUAUAUUCAAAACAAUCUUUUCUUAUAUUUUACAUGAACCCAAAAACCUAAUUAAACAAAGAAAAUAUUUAAGUUCUCAACAUAAAAGAUAUAAAAUAAUUUUUAUAUCGGGGUCUCUCAAGAUCCCAUGCAUCGACUCGUGUUCGAAAAGUAGCGCGACGACUGUAGGAUUAAACGACAAGGUGAAAUCUUGGAACAUGAAUAGCAAGGUGGGGUCAUAUAUGACCCCAAAUUUUUUUCUUUUUCUUCUUUCUUAUUAAAAUUUAUAUUAGCAUAAAUAAAAAGUGGUUUAUUUACACGAACAUUUUUUUUGUAUGAACAUAUUUUUCAGUGCAGUAUUGAAUUUUGUGCACAAAUGUAUCACAAAGUUCCAGUGAAUUGCGUUGAAAAACGUAUCAAAUGGGGUUGUCGCUAACCCCACCUUGUCGUUUAAAGGUUAAAGGGCUGGAAACCAACAUGACGCAGUUUUCAUAUUUUGUACUGUUUUUCUAUUGGAUUGUCUAGAAUUGCAAGUGUUUAUACAGAAUGAAAGUAUCAAUAUAUGACGGAGUGGCUCAUGUUAUGUCAAAAACAAAAAAAAUUUGUAAAGGAAAAAUUGGAAGAAGUUUUUUUCAAUUUUUUAUGUAAUAUAUGGCAUGCUCCGACACGCGUUGACAUUUGUACUUUCACUCUGUACAAGGAUUUGCACACAAGCAAAUGAAAAAACAAUGCAAAGUUACAUGCAUGUCGAUAUCCAGCAUUCUCUUAACCUAUAUCUUUAUGUUUAAGUUCACUCUAAUCCAACAACGAAGCAAAUUACUUCGUUUUUUAAUUUAGUUAACCGUGCGGUCUCAACUUAUGUUAAUUAAGAAUUUUAAUUUGGAUAAUAGAUUAAACACACAGUCGUCGCGACCCUCCAGUCGCGUAAUUCGACCCGAGACAGAACUCGGUCAAGUUUAUUAUUAUAAACAAUCGUCACACAGUGGCCGGUGGCAGAAAAAGCGCACGUGAGUAUAAUACGUGUUGCGCGGGCUAAAUGGGAAUAUCGAGGACGAAAUUAUAUUCGGUGAGAACAAUGAAAAUUCGAUGAGUUCAAACGUCAUAACAUAACCGAAAGACGGGAAUAGAAAUAGCACCACUCGGGUUGCGCGCGAUCGCGGGCGCAACAGUCGACGUUCGUUAAUAAUCGAAGUAGGACGCGAUGUAGGUUACGUGUAAAACGUCUGUGACGGCAAUAAAUAAAUCAAUAAGUGAUGGAUUAAUUAAAGCAAUUAUUAAAAAUUAAAAUAAAAAAGUGAGUACAGUAAUGUGUAACAGUGAUGUGAACGUUUAUUGGUAAAAUAACGAUUGCCCGCGGGAUAAAGGACUAAAGGGUUCCACGUAAAUAAAUGUACAGAGAUAAUCAUUUAACUCUAAAUAUUUAAAAAAUUACUCUAAAAAAACUCUAAACUCUUUCCAGCGCAUCUUUUUUGCCUAUAAUUCUCGGAAAAAUGAUCGAAACUUAAUGUUUUUUUUUUAAACCAAAUAAAAGAUCGUCAUGGAAUAUGAUUCUAUUCAUAUUUUUUGCGAUUUAAUAGAGUUAAGAAAAGUUAAGAGAAAACAAGAUGUUUUCAAGAACGUUCUCUAGACUUAAAAAAAGACAGUGAAAUAAUUCAAGGACACUUAAAGUUAUCUCAGCGUGUGACGUUUCUGGUGACGGCAUCAUGGAGGUUGAGGUUAUACCGUUCGUCGACAAUAAUAGGAGCCGAAAGGACACCACACCACCGCUGCUACCACCGCGAGGUAGCAGGGUGCAAAUUAUUCAGAGGAAACGAACGUCGCUGUUCAUCAUCAUGAGCUUCAUAUACGCGAAGCUGCUCGUGGUCGUAUGCAUCGCCUACGUGAUAAGCGAAGUGGUGACGCACAAAUUGCCGCUCUACUACUACGAGGGAUUCUUUACAUACCUGUACGGCAUGAGUAUUUUGUUCCUGUUGUACGUUUUCUGCUUCCUUCUGCAAGAAAGCGCCUGCUGCGCCAGAGGCAGCGACACGCCGCCACCGCCACCGAGGCCGCCAAAAGCCGGCUGGGUGCCUAAAGAACCGAAGGAUAAGCUGAAGAAGAAAGAAAAGAAGGAAAAGGAACAAAAGGCGCCAAAGAAUAAGAAGGAAAGCCAGGAUGCAGCCGAUGUCGAGGCCGGCGUGGCCACGCGGGCCCUGCGGAAGCGAAAAACUUCGCAGAAUGAUCAUAGUCACGGAAGCUUCUUCCUCAGAAUCGGCGCGAUAGCCUUCGGACUGGGCACGAUGGUGUACAAUGGCUUGGAAUUCGGCGCGUUCUUCGAGGUGCCACCCACGUCACCCUGCUAUCAGAUACUGCAGGGCGUCAACCCGGUGCUGCAAAUGAUCUUCACCUUUAUGCAGAUGUACUUUAUCUUCAUGAAUUCUCGGUUGAACAUACAUCGCUUCAAAGUCAUCGCCCGCUUCGGUCUGAUGCACGUGGUCGCGACUAAUCUCUGCGUAUGGAUACGCACUCUGGUUCUGGAGAGUCUCAAGGAGAUUACUCAGUAUCAUAAGAAACUGGGUCAGGUUCAGGCGGGGAUUCUCGAGAGCAUUAAGCAACACUCGAUGCGCAACGCCGGGGCGAUAUUGGGUACUGAGCCGCGCGAUAUGGCGCAAUUACGAGAGGCGCCUCUCACCGCCGCCUCGAGAUCGACGACUAUCGGGCCGAUCACCACCAGCACAACCGUGGCUGCUGCUCUGGGUCGCGUGAUGAGAACAACAACGAGAUCAAUCGCCGACGUAGUCACCAUGCCGACCUCCACGUCCACGACCACUUGGACGAGCCUGUCGACGACGCCGUCGACCACCACCUUCGCGCUACCCAACCUGACGACCAGCACGGCAACGACCCUGUCCACUCUCUUGACCACGUUUACGCCGACUACCACCACUACCAGCACAACCACCGAAAGGACAACCACUAUUCCGACUACAACGAGUACAACCACCACCACCACUGCUAUGCCGUCUACCAGCACUUUCUCCUCACUCAUUAUGGAGUUAAUGAAUGCGCCGCAAGCCGACGCAGAUAAUCAAGUUCCGCAGAUCUUCGAUGUGAGCAACCUGACGAAUAGCAGCGAGUUCUGGAGCCCGAAUUUGGGUAUCUACGCGGAAGCCUUGACGGAGGACGGCACAGUGUCGAACUCUUGCGGACGCGUCAACAUCAUGGGCACCAUCGUCCAGGAUGCUGCACCGUAUCUGUUCCCGUUCAUAAUCGAGUACAGUCUGAUCGGAGCUGCGGUGAUCUAUGUCAUGUGGAAACACAUUGGCCGGCAUCCGCGUUGGCCUCAUCAGGCCGAGGCGGACCUCGAACGUCGUCUCGAAGCUAUGCUGUCUCGAAGAGCCGUCGCUCUCGCCCAUGCAGGUCACGCUAGAGUCGACUGUGUGGGGGCGAGCAAGGGUCUCUUCUUCGGUCUGCUGCUGCUGGUGGGCUCCUUGAUAUGCUUGAUCCUCUUCUUCGUGCUGAUACAUCAUCCGGAGCUCGGGCUGCUCGCAAUUUAUCUCGCCGACGUGUCUCACUGUGUUCUGAUGACGCUCUCCAUCGUAGCCAUCAUUGUCGGCUUCAUCCGCGUGCAGAGCCUGAAGUUCAAAGCUGAAGAACAGAGCGACCUCAACGACAUCCUUCUGCGCGUCUCCGCCUUCGGCCUCUUCGUUUAUGCCGUUUUCAGCGUGAUUGCCGGUUCCUUGGCGGCGUUCACACACGAGCCGAAUUUGCUCGUGAUGGUCACGGGACUGCUGUCGGUCGCUCAAGUGGUCCUCCAGAUGCUCUUCAUCGCCGACGUGUCGCGCAGGAGAGUCCACCUGCCAGAGCACGAUCGCAGCAAGCCCGGCAGGCAGGUAGUCACGUUCCUGCUGAUCUGCAACGUGACCAUGUGGGUGAUUUACACGUUCGAGACUCAGAAGGUCAUCGCCAAUCCGGUGCAACUGGAUUUCUACGGGUUUCUCGCUUGGGCGAUCGUCCAGAGGGUCACCUUGCCGCUGUGCAUCUUCCACAGGUUCCACAGUGCCGUGACGUUCGCCGAGAUCUGGAAGACCAGCUACAAGGCGCGCCUGGAGUAGACGAGCACGGAGAACCGUCUCGUUAUGGUCAAUCGUCCGGAGUGGUCGUCGAUUUGAGCGAGAGGGAAGAGUGAGCGGCAUGAGCGGGUCACUAGGUGCUCGACGAUCUCGAUCACGUACAUCGAUUUCAGGUCUUGGUAAGGAGGCGGAUGUCGAAGAGUGAUGGGAAGUUAGCUCGUUAGAUGGGAGGAUAACUGGCGAGGGACGGGUCAAAGCCGGAAUAAUCAAACGUAUAUAAUUAGCGUGUUCGAUACGCCCGUUGCGCACGAAUGGAAGAUCCAGAGAUGGAUAUCCAAGUCGUUGAUAAUUGUUAAGAAUUGGAAUUCCCAUGAAUCCAAGUUGGAAGUCGGAGAUUUAUCUAGUUGAAGCACCCUCUAUCCGAAAAGAGACACUUGAGUGAUCAAGUUCAAGGUGUCGUUCUUGCAUCCUCGAAAAGGAAUUUUAAGCAGUUAAGUGGAACCAGACACCACGUCGUGUCGAGUCACAGACUGUUCCUUUUCAUUUUAUCUUCGUUCUUCUUUUUCACUUCGUUUUGCGUACAGUACACUACAUUUCCUUUUUUCUCCUUCUUCUCCCUCCCCUCUUGUUCUUUUCUUUUCCAUUGCGUUGUCUUAGCAUCGGUCGGUAAGGUCGGCGCGGAGCAAUUGACGGACCAAUGACGUCUGAACGAUCGACGAUCCCCGUGAUAAAUAAUCUGAUCGAUCGGGGAGGCUUUCGCCGAUUUCGGCGCAAACGAAGCACAAAAACGACAGAGUUAUUAGCGUUUCACGAAAAUCGCAUUUCCUUUCACACCGUGCGUUUCUCACAUUUCAACACACACGAUCUCUAUAUACCGCCGCCAAAUUUUCUACUUUUAUAUGUAUACAUUAUAUAAUAUAUAUAUGUACCUUCGCCCUUCCCCCCCUCCCCGCCCCUCCCAAUCGUGCAUCACGAGCAUCGCAAGCAAUUCGGUUCACUCACGGCAAUAUUCGCAUUGUCCAAGGGGAAAAUUAUUCGGCGUUUUCUUGCAUUUCGCUCAUUACGGAUAUAUCGGAUCGCUGUGAUAUGCUUUUUGCGGAGAGCUCGGUCGGCAUCGGCGACGAAUCUUCUUUCUUACAUUCGUACGUUCGCGAUGUUUGACUGGAUAUUUCGUAUUUUUAUAAGUCGUCGACAUUGUGUCGAUGGUAGAGACGCAAGAUUAGCUUCUAAGUUCUCUUUUCUUUUUUUUUUUUUUU
This is a messenger RNA of Odontomachus brunneus, 5902 nucleotides long. It is a transcript of the gene OtopLa, whose product is annotated as proton channel OtopLc. Gene Ontology annotation, biological process: proton transmembrane transport. Lineage: Eukaryota; Metazoa; Arthropoda; Insecta; Hymenoptera; Formicidae. The record is from RefSeq and is a predicted model, not a curated record. The coding region runs from base 2298 to 4688 and encodes 796 amino acids. Gene Ontology annotation, molecular function: proton channel activity. The transcript is spliced from 9 exons. Gene Ontology annotation, cellular component: membrane.